AUGGCUUCAACUGGUCUUGAACUCCUGGGCAUGACCCUGGCUGUGCUGGGAUGGUUGGGGACCCUGGUUUCCUGCGCCCUGCCCCUGUGGAAAGUGACUGCUUUCAUCGGCAACAGCAUCGUGGUGGCCCAGGUGGUGUGGGAGGGGCUGUGGAUGUCCUGCGUGGUGCAGAGCACUGGCCAGAUGCAGUGCAAGGUGUAUGACUCGCUGCUGGCACUGCCCCAGGACCUGCAGGCCGCGCGUGCCCUCUGUGUCGUAGCCCUCCUGCUGGCCCUGCUUGGCCUGCUGGUGGCCAUCACUGGGGCCCAGUGUACUACGUGUGUGGAGGAAGAAGGUGCCAAGGCCCGCAUUGUGCUCACUGCUGGAGUCCUCCUGCUCCUCGCAGGCAUCCUGGUGCUCAUCCCGGUCUGCUGGACGGCCCACGCCAUCAUCCAGGAUUUCUACAACCCCCUGGUGGCUGAGGCCCUCAAGCGGGAGCUGGGGGCUUCUCUCUACCUGGGCUGGGCUGCAGCUGCACUGCUCAUGCUGGGUGGGGGGCUCCUCUGCUGCACAUGCCCCCCACCCCAGUUUGAGCGGCCCCGUGGACCUAGGCUGGGCUACUCCAUCCCUUCCCGCUCAGGCGUGUCGGGGCUGGACAAGAGGGACUACGUGUGA
Marmota flaviventris (yellow-bellied marmot) is the source of this 654-nucleotide messenger RNA. It is a transcript of the gene Cldn9, whose product is annotated as claudin 9. Gene Ontology annotation, molecular function: structural molecule activity. Lineage: Eukaryota; Metazoa; Chordata; Mammalia; Rodentia; Sciuridae. The record is from RefSeq and is a predicted model, not a curated record. Gene Ontology annotation, cellular component: bicellular tight junction; membrane.